Naegleria gruberi is the source of this 678-nucleotide messenger RNA. RefSeq lists its product as uncharacterized. The record is from RefSeq and is a predicted model, not a curated record. The transcript has a single exon. Gene Ontology annotation, molecular function: 5-formyltetrahydrofolate cyclo-ligase activity. NCBI's taxonomy places the organism in Eukaryota, Heterolobosea, Eutetramitea, Acrasida, Naegleriidae. Bases 1 to 678 code for a protein of 225 amino acids. Gene Ontology annotation, cellular component: mitochondrion. Gene Ontology annotation, biological process: tetrahydrofolate interconversion; folic acid-containing compound biosynthetic process.
AUGAAAAACACCUUUAGAAGAUACUUUAAACACCAACUUUCACUUUCAACAAGUGAACAAGAGCAAUCAUCAUCCAACAGUAUUGCACAGCAAAUAUUAAAUAGUGAAUUUUAUACUAAAUGCACUCAUGUCUGUUGUUAUAUUCCAAUGCAAGGUCGCAAUGAAGUUGAUACCAUGGAUAUUAUUCACAAUGCUCUCAAAAGAGGAAAACAGCUAUUCAUUCCCAUUGUAAUUAAUGAUAUAAUGACAAUGGUUUCGCUGAAGGAUGAAUUGGAUUUUUCAACAUUUAAAAUUCAUACCAAAUAUAAGUUAUUGGAACCUCCAAUUGAAAGCUUACCUAAUAGAGAAAAUUUACUAGAUUCUUUAAAUGGGGAUAGUAAAUUAUUAGUGAUAGUUCCUGGAUUGGCCUUUGAUUAUUCAAAUAGGAGAUUGGGAAGAGGAAAGGGUCAUUAUGAUACUUUCUUUGAAAAAUUGGAUGAUUUGCAAGGUAGGAUUCAGUUUGAGACAAAUCAUGUUGGAGUUUGUUUUUCAUGUCAAUUUAUUGAUGAAAAUUUCAAACUUCCCGAUGAGUACAAACAACAAUUAAUUGAGAAACAAUUAAUUGAAAGUGAAGAGACUCAAUUUGUCAUUCCAACUGAGAAACAUGACAAAACUAUGGACUCUGUCGUCCAUUUCUAA